UGGAUGCAUGAGAUUUGAAAAACGAAACCUACUCCCAUUUGCGCCCAUCGCGGUUAGCCUUGCUAUCGGCCACGAAUAUGCCAAGAAGUACCUGUGUCUGCUGAAGAGUAUAGAUCUCCACAAUCUGCCCGAAUCAUCGUCUUGCGUCUUCGUAAUUGUGCGUGCGUGUGCCCUUGGAGCACCAUGAUGGACGCGCCGAUUUGGGAACAGUAGCCAUCAUGGUACAUCGGUACUCACAUGACAGAUGAGUCGGGAGGCGUUUUUAAACGUUUCCUGUAAUUUCACCCUACAUCAAUCCUUAUCGAGUGUGAGCUAAAGAGCCGCGGGUUAUAGCAGCAUGCAUGUCCACGAUGUUUUGAUUGUCGGCGCUGGACCAGCUGGUCUAGCAGUGGCAGCACGACUGCGCGAACAUACCCCAUCGGCCACCUUUACUGAUGAUGAACACCAGCGCUACCACUGGAUCAAAAAGCAUGGACGAAAGAUGAACAUCAAGAACUAUCGAAAGAACCAGGACUCUAUGCCCUCGCCCCCUUCAACACCAGGCACAUCUGACUGCGGGUGCGAACAGCUGGUUCUAUCGGAAGAAGCAACAGAUAUGUUGGUUCUCGAUGCCGAUGGAGCAUAUUGGAUGUCCAAAUGGAAGCGGCUCUUCAAGACAUUUCACAUAGACUACCUCCGGAGUCCAAUGUUCUUCCACGUGGAUCCCGCCGACCGAGACGCACUGCUCGCAUACACUUACGAGAAGGAAAGAGAAAAAGACAUUCAAGCUCUACCUGGUAUUGCGGGCAAAGAGGUCAGCAAGCAUAAGAAGAAGAAGAAGCUCAAACAAGGAAGGUUUCUAGGCGGUACACCAGACGUUGAUGAGCGAGAUCGAAAAGACUACUUUGUGCCGCGAAUGGACUUAUUCGACGCACACUGCGACGAGGUCGUUCGAAGGUAUCGCCUUGGCAACGAAAUGCUUCGUCAUGAAAGCGUGACGAGUAUCGAGUAUGACGAGGUGGCCAAAUUUGCGGAUGCUGAGCAUGACAGCGUCAUAUCUGAUGAUGGCUCUGGAGAUGAUAGAAAGAUAUUCCGCGUCACAACCAACCAAGGCGUGCGAUUUGCACACAUUGUCAUUCUCGCGAUAGGUCCUGGAAAUGCACCAUCAAUACCUCCAGUACCUGGACUGCCGAGCAUACGCCCGCAUGAAGGCUUCUCGCACGCAAUGCAAAUCAAGCAAUUCCCAGCGCCACAUGUAGCAGCAAAGAUCAAGGCGCGUCAGUACUCUAGCAUGCUGAUCGUAGGAGGCGGCCUUACAAGUAUUCAGCUAGCCGAUCUAGCUCUCAAGCGGGGGGUAAACAAGGUGUGGAUGCUCAUGCGUGGACCGCUCAAGGUCAAAUACUUUGACGUAGACCUUGACUGGGUUGGCAAAUUCAGAAACUUCAACCAGGCUGCAUUUUGGACCGCAGAUACAGAUGAAGAACGAUGGGGGAUGAUGAUGCAAGCCCGAAACGGCGGCAGCAUGACGCCUCGAUACCGCAAGAUCCUAGAUGCGCACAUCGCUCAUGGUAAAAUUGCUCUGCACACCUAUACGACGCUUGAAUCGGUAUCCUGGGAUCCUUGCUCCAAGACAUGGACGUGCGAGACGUCUUCGGACGAGGUCAAGCUCCCAGCACUAGACUACAUUGUCUUUGCAACGGGCAUCCAAUCCGAUAUCCGUACCAUACCUUUUCUCCAAACCAUCCAGAAACAGUACCCUAUCAAGUACGUCGGUGGUCUGCCGUGCUUGAACGACGACCUCAUGUGGGACGACGAUGUGCCGCUGUUUGUCACUGGAAGACUCGCAGGACUUCGACUUGGGCCUGGAGCACCGAAUCUGGUUGGGGCACGAGUCGGCGCAGAGAGAAUUGCGUGGAAUGUCGAUGAUGUGUUGAAGAAGCUGGGCAGAUCACGACGUGACGUACAGGACCAGAGCGAUAGCGAUAGUGGAAAUGAAAAGUUAGAGUCGUAUGCUGCGGCUAGGAAUAACCGGUUUGGUAGUCUGGUUGAGAUGGACGAAUGA
Molecule: messenger RNA, 2041 nt
Organism: Exserohilum turcica Et28A
Lineage: Eukaryota; Fungi; Ascomycota; Dothideomycetes; Pleosporales; Pleosporaceae
Exons: 2
Coding region: 338-2041 (567 amino acids)
Source: RefSeq, a predicted model, not a curated record